AUUUCCAUAAUGAGGCACAUAACUGGUGGCUUGUCCCACGUGCCGUGCCUUUCCAAACUCAAGGUCUAUCUCUUAACCCUCCUCUCCUCAGGUUCUAGCAGUUAUUGCGUGUCUCUCUCUAUAAAUUGAGAGGAUUUGUAUCUGAAAUCCGAGACACACACAGAGUUAUGACUCGGACUCCCAUUCAUCACAUAAUUCACAACCAACAGUCACACCACACUUUCUUUCUUUUCUUUUAUUCUUUCUGACAUAUAUACUCGUUCCUCAAGAAGAUACUCCUCACUAAAUUGCACCUAUACUAUAGAGAUUAAAAAGAAAGAAAUCUAAGGUAGCUAGCUAGAGAGAAGAAAGUGAGACCGAGCAGCAAGAAUCUUCUUUUAUCUCAUUUCUGCAAAUUGGCUUUCGUACAAAAUCUUUAAAGUGAAAAUCCUGCUUACGUCAAUCCACAACACAACGCUGCUCCAAGAUUUUGUUCUCUUUGGACCUAGUUUCCCAACAUUUUUUCUUUCUAUAACCCACUUUUCUUAUUAAUCUUUUCUAGCUAAUUACAUAUGGGUCGCACAUGCACGUAGCUAGGGGCUUGUAUAAUUAGUUUUCCGUUAUAUACAAUAUCAUAGAUAUAUAGGGUUUGAAAAAAAUAAAUAAUCAUCAAUGGCAACCGUGAAGAACAACAUCAAGAACGUUGUUACUAUUCUGUUGACAUUCACCAUAUGCCGUAUAAUUGUAUCUGAAGGAUUAACAGUGGAUCAAACAUUAACGGAGAUCCUCCACAUAGGACUUGAAGGUGAAGUAAGCACGGAGGCCGCUAAAUUAGAAGCAGCUUCAUUGGAUUUUGGGAGGUUAAGCAGCAAAGGAGAGACGAUUGCGGUGGUUCGACCAGCGUCGGCCAAUGACGUGGCAAGGGUAGUUAAAGCGGCGUAUAAAUGGCAGCAGUACUUUGCGGUGUCAGCGAGAGGACACGGACACUCAAUAAACGGACAAGCGGAUACAAGGAUGAAAGGAGUGGUGAUUGAAAUGGGAAAAGGAGGUGUAGGAAUUAAGGGUCCUCUAGUUUGGGAGAAAGAAAUGUAUGUGGAUGUUUGGGGUGGUGAAUUAUGGAUACAUGUUCUGAAGGCAACAUUGGAGUAUGGGUUAGCACCUAUGUCUUGGACUGAUUACUUGUAUUUGUCUGUGGGUGGUACUCUAUCUAAUGGUGGUAUUAGUGGCCAAACCUUCAAUCACGGUCCUCAAAUCUCCAAUGUUUUUGAGCUAGAUGUAGUUACAGGAAAGGGUGAGGUGUUGACGUGUUCAGAAGAUCGUAAUUCAGACUUGUUCCAUUCUGUUCUUGGUGGUCUUGGACAAUUUGGAAUCAUCACAAGAGCUAGAAUUGCUCUUCAACCAGCUCCACAAAGAGUUCGUUGGAUACGAGCUUUGUACUCGAAUUUUUCAACCUUUUGCAAGGACCAGGAGUUUCUCAUCUCUCUACAUGGGAAACCAGCGAGCCAGAGAUUCGACUAUGUUGAAGGUUUUGUGAUAGUGGACGAAGGACUUAUCAAUAAUUGGAGGUCUUCCUUUUUUUCACCGAGUAAUCCUGUUAAAAUCAGUUCCCUUAAUGCUGACGGAGGUGUUUUGUACUGUUUGGAGGUGACCAAAAACUACCACCAAGGAAAUGCUGAUUCUGUUGAUGAGGAGAUACAAGCUCUAUUGAAAAAGUUAGAUUUUAUAGACACAUCAGUGUUCACAACGGACGUGCCUUAUGUGGAUUUCCUGGAUCGUGUACAUAAGGCAGAACUCAAACUUAGAUCCAAGGGUUUAUGGGACGUUCCCCAUCCAUGGCUCAAUCUUUUUGUUCCAAAAUCAAGGAUAGAAGAUUUUGAUAAGGGUGUAUUCAAGGGCAUUUUGGGAAAUAAGACAAGUGGGCCUAUUCUCAUCUACCCUAUGAACAAAAACAAGUGGGACCAUCGGAGCUCGGCGGUGACACCAGACGAGGAGGUGUUUUACCUGGUGGCAUUUCUGAGAUCAGCUUUGGAUGCUGAGACACUGGAGCACCUGACUAAUCAGAACCGUCAGAUCCUGGGAUUCUGUCAUGAUUCGAAGAUAGGGGUUAAACAGUACCUACCCCAUUACACAACAAUGCAGGAGUGGAUGGACCACUUUGGAGAUAAAUGGACCCAAUUCAAUGCCAUGAAGAUGCAAUUCGACCCUCAACGAAUCUUAGCAACAGGCCAGCGAAUAUUUCAUUUUGAAGUCAUUACUAAGGAUGACAUGUAAUGCAGCAAACGAAAUAAACUCAGAAUGAUACAAGUGUAAAAAUGAUAAAUAAUUAAAGAAUUAGAAACAGGUGUUUUUUUCCUU
Medicago truncatula (barrel medic) is the source of this 2334-nucleotide messenger RNA. Its product is annotated as cytokinin dehydrogenase 5. The coding region runs from base 652 to 2250 and encodes 532 amino acids. Gene Ontology annotation, molecular function: cytokinin dehydrogenase activity; FAD binding. The record is from RefSeq and is a predicted model, not a curated record. The transcript has 5 exons. Lineage: Eukaryota; Viridiplantae; Streptophyta; Magnoliopsida; Fabales; Fabaceae. Gene Ontology annotation, biological process: cytokinin metabolic process.